AUUCUCAGGGAGGUGAACGACUGUGGAACAAGUGUGGAACAACUGCUGUCUGCGAUUCGUGAAAAACUGCAGCAAUUGGCGCAGCGAUUGUGCUUGCCAUGAGGCCUGGCAUGAGGGCAUCAGUAAUAUCGCUUCUGUCCUCUUCUAGGCUGCCCCAAACUGUGUUGAUCAGACCGCAUGCACGCGCAAGGGUGGAAAAGUGCGCAAUUAGUCAUGCAAGUUCGCCAGAGUUUCUCAGACAGGCGAGGCCCCUUGAUGGGACCUGACCACACGAAGUGGCAGCCCUACAAUCGAGUUUGAUCCCAUGUAGGCUGGAUAAGGAAAAGGACGGGCAAAAAGGGAAGGGUGAAGGGGCAGAAGUGAAGGGAUAACCCGCCUGCAGCGCCUGCUCUUCACAUCCCUGUGGUUUCUCGGCUGCAUUCCAUUGGCGGUCAGCGAUUGGUCCAGCUUCGCAAGUGGCGAACAGCUCCAGAGCUUGUCACAACAUACGGAACGUUCCAGCUCCUGUAGAUAUUCCGACCCGUGCCUUCCUGCGGUCUGACCAAGAUGAGGGGGUUUGUCCUCAAGACCCCUGGGAAGAGGGCGGCAACUCCUGGUCGCACAAGGGGGGCGAAGGCGCCAGUGGCGGAGUACGAUUGUCCUCCCACCCCUCGGCAAGCAAGGGAUGCUGCCGCAGAACAGGAGUUUGCGCAGAGGGGGGUCAGAACCGUGCUGGCAAUCAAGCCCCUAGAGGCAGAAAGUGGUGUCACAAGAGCAGAGUACCCAAUACUGACGUUCGACCCGUCCGCCCGCGCCCUGGUCACCACCGCGCCCCCUGAGGCAGUGCCCGGUGAUAUUACCCCCGAGCACUCCUUCGACUCGAGGUACUUUGACCACGUAUACCAGGGGCCAACCCUUCGGGUGGACCUCAAAAAGGAGCUUCAACCAUUUGUGGACUGUGUGGUGGGGGGCAGGAGCGCGGCGGUUGUUGCUUACGGUCAGACGGGCUCCGGGAAAACGUUCCUUAUGGAGGGCGAGCCAUCUGCCAAGGAUCGAGCAGCUUGGGGUCUUGUGCCGCACGCCAUCUACAAAGUGCUGCAAGCGGUGCAGCGGAGCAGCGGCAAGAAGUUCCUGGUGUCGCUGUCGUACCUGGAAGUCUACAACGAGAUUGUGCGCGAUUUGCUCGCGCCCGCCGCGCCCAGGAAAGGCGAGCCCGGCCCCAGCCUGCAGCUGAAGCUUAACGCAGACGGCUACUACGACGUUCCGGACGCAACGGUCACUCCCGUCUCUGACGUCACCCAAGCCCUGGCCCUCCUGCGCACCGGCGCCGCCCGCCGUGCCUGCGGCGCGACCCACAUGAAUGCGCGCUCCUCGCGCUCCUUCGCUGACGUCAUCCUGACGGUGGAGAGCAUCGAGGGCGGCGGCGGCGUGUGCUGCGGGCGGCUGCACCUCGUGGACCUGGCGGGGAGCGAGCGGCAGGCGCAGACGGGCGCGCAGGGGGGGCGCCUGAAAGAGUCGUCGUCCAUCAACCUGGCCCUGCUGGCCCUGCGCAAGGUGGUCCACGCGCGCAGCGCCGCGCAGCCGACGCUCGCGCCGUACACCGACAGCAAAGUCACUAAGAUCCUCAAGGACGCCCUUUCCGGCGACGCCGCCCUGCUGGUGGUGUGCUGUUUGAGCGCCUCCCCGGUCAACUACCAGGACUCCCUGGGGACUCUCAAGUUCGCCGCCAGCUGCCGCAGCCUCACGGCCAAGCCCACCGUCCGGAGGGUCCGUACCGUAGACAGCCGGAUCACGGGGCUGUCCGUUGCGGUGGAGCGAGUCCGUGCAGCGGAACAGGCGGCGGCAGCGGAACGGAUGAUCCGGCUUGAGAGCAGGGCGGUCGCGCAAGAGCUGGAGCUGCAGGUUGCAGAAGCCCGGCUGUGUGAGGCGCGCGGCCAGCUGGCCGCGGGCGCGAACCUGGCGCUCGCUGCGCGCGCUGCGUGCGAGGAACUGCUGCUGCACUGCGCGGCCGCGGUCGACGAGCUGGUCGCGGGGCAGGGCGCCGCGUCGGAGGCGGCCGCGGGGCUCCUGGCGAGGCACGUGCUGCCGCAGCUGGACUUCUGCCUGGGCAGCCCCCAGAUGACAGCCCACGUGGCUCCUUCCGCGCUGCUCCGCUUUUGCAAGUCGCUGCUUCAGGUCAACUUCGCGGCUGCCCACAGCGCGGCCGCGCCACUCGCGUCGCUCUUUGACCGCUUGAUACCGCCAAAGCUGACGUCACCCCUGCCCAGACGCCCGAUGACGACGUCACCCUCGUCCCGCCGUGCGAAAGAGAACCCGCUCUCGCCGCAAAGUGCCGACUUUGGGCCUUUGACAGAGGGCUCCGGAAGGGGUGUUCUAGGGGGGUGUGAGGGACUGCUAGCGCGCACGUGGCCCGGGUUGCUGACGUACUGCGCGAAGCUGGUCCUAGCGGAAGCCUCGGGGGAUCCCCCUCUGCCGCCCUUCGUUCUCGGCAACAUGGAGAAAGCUCUGCGGGGCAUCGGGCGGGUUCUAGCGGACGAGGAAGUCAAGCGGGUUUCCGGGCCCGGGGAGAACGGUUCCGAGGCGCGGGAAGCUCUGGAGGUGUCAGAGCAGGUUUUGGCCGCUCUGAGCGGGGCGGAGAACAGAGCGCUAGGAGCCAGGUUUUCGAACAUCUUCCGAGCAAUCAUAAGAGAUGGUACGCAGAUUCGACGGCAACCGCUUCUCGACCUGGGCAGCCCGGUUGGGUUAGGCAAACCGAGCAGUCCUGGGAGCUGGCUAACCCCGUCUCGAGCCUGGGUGAGGGCAGAGCCUCCACGGGGGAAGGGUUCGCCUGUUCUAAAAGCAGCGCUAUCAGGGGGCGGCCACUUGCUUGUCCGCGAGAUGUCAAUUCGUUCCGGCGGAACGUCCCCCGAGAGUGCGUCCGAGACGGAACCGACCGCUGUGAACGGAGCUAAUCCGACGAGGGAGCCGGGCGAAGGAAAGGUGCUUACGUCAGCAGGUACGCAAGGAUUGCGACCGGUCAAGACUGCUCAGGGCACUCCAGAUUGGGUCGCGAACGAUCGCGGGCACGCUGGGAGAGCUGGGGCUAGGGGGACUGCUUUGGAAGUGGAGAGCGAUAUCUUAUUGGGGGGUGACGCAGACGGGAGCCCGGGCAGUUGGCUGACCCCCGGGUGCAAAAAGACGGGUGCUUUUGCGAGGAGUUCAAGGCUUCGGGCGGGUGAGGAGCGGAGCUGCUCCGAGGAAGACGCACAUACAAGAUCGCAGGGAGGAAAGACACGUGUGGCAGAGGAGUGGAGCAAUGGUGGCAACGUUGCGAAGGCCAAGGGGGAGGCUCCGGAUAAGGAAAUGGUGUCAGAUUGCAAGGUCGCAUUCAAAACUCGAAAGAAGGCUAACAACGCCGAAGGCGGGCAGGCGGAGAAUCAAGCUUCGGCGGAACCGGAAUCGGCGUCUGCACAGGAGACCAGUAACGAAAAGCACGUAACGGAAGCGAAGAAGACGGAGGAGACGAGCGGAAAAGGAGGGGCUAGAAGUGGCGGCAAAAGCUAUCCCCGGGCGCUCAUUGCCGGGGAGUGGCACACCCCCGAGUAUAUGAAGCCGAAAGGGACGGUCGCCCGCUAUGCGAAGACGUGCGAGCGCGCAAGCGUGGGUUUGCGGACGCCCGACGACGCGGCCGCGGCGUCCAAAGCGAUGGCGUCCGUGAAGAAGGUGCUGUUUGCGGAGGUCGGGGACAGGACACGUGGCAGCCGCCCGUUGGAAGCUCGAAGGAGUUCAGAUUCCGGGGGGGUCUCGGGGCCGGACCCAGAUCGGCGGAAACAGUGCGAAAGCGUUGGGAUUCCGGUGCCGAGCACUGACAAAAGCGGUGGAUCGCCGAUUUUGCGAGCGCCUGGGUCUGUAGAGAAGCGGCGUUUGGCGACCGUUCUGGUCGGGGAAGUGGAACCGAGGAAGGUGCUGUCGCCUCUGAAGCAGUCCGGAGCCUGGCCGACGGUCGCGCGGAAAGCCAGCCCGUUUGGCGCUCAAUAUCUUGGGAAAGAGAACGCCCCGGCGAACCUCCAGCCCACCGCUCCAUUGCCACCCACGUCAGCGCUCAAGCCAGGUGCGCUGACGUCACCCCGGCCAUCCUUACUCAAGCAGGCCCUGCUCCGGUCCCCUUCGACUUCCGGACGUGCCUUCGGACCGCUCGGACCGCUUCCGACGUCCGCAGCGAGGCCCCCGCGAGUCGCUCUCAUCAAAGAGGAUGCGCAGCGGGUCGGAAGCGCUGCCGUCCACGUCAGCACUCCGUAUGAACGGAACGGCGGAGCUGGAGGGCGGAAUGAGAGCGGAAUUGCGUUUGCGCAGCUGCGGGGUCAGCUGCAGUCGCUUCUUGCGAGCGGAGAGAAGCGGCGCCCGGAGAUGCAAUCGAAUGAGAUUGUGAACUCUGCCGGAGCACAGUCAGCGAAAACGGAGUCAAGUCGAAUGGAGUCAAAGACCCCGCUUGUUACGAGGACCGAGAGGGCGACGUCCUUCCUGUCUCCGGCACUGCUUUGGACCCCCAGCCAAGGGCCCUCCCCGUCAUUAGCCAACCUUCGAGAACGGCUUGCUGGAAUGGCGCGACAGUAGAGGAGACCGAUUGGAGAACGAUUUGUGUGCUUUUUCGCCAGCGUUUGGCGGACAGGGAUUUGUAACAUAGCGAAGCUCCGAUCGACAAGUCACGAUUGACGGAGCUGCCCAACGAAACUUAUCCUCUUCAACGACAAGCUCAAGUGAGCUGUUGAUUGUUUCCAAUCUGCUUGUGUUUGUAACCCUGUAGUGAUGACAGAUCCCUAGCAGUCAAGUUCUUGUACACUGAUGACAACUAGGUGCUCAUAUCUCUACUACCUCUAGCCCGUCUCGAUGAACCUAAGGUUUCGAUUGGAUUCUUCACCACGCUGGUGUGACUCAACGCUGACCUGGGAUCGCCAUGGAUUUCCCCUGAUAGAGUCUCCA
Molecule: messenger RNA, 4938 nt
Organism: Klebsormidium nitens
Lineage: Eukaryota; Viridiplantae; Streptophyta; Klebsormidiophyceae; Klebsormidiales; Klebsormidiaceae
Source: the annotation of a GenBank genome assembly